UUGGUUGGUAUAAACCACGAAAUAGUGACAAGUGAAGAUAAGGCGAUGAGGCUGAUAACAGUUUAUGAAAGUGAUGGCCACGGUCUUGUACUCUUGUAAGACAUCCCGAGGUUCGCUGACAUUCUAAGACUAUGGUCACGAACUCACGACAUUUAAAAGUAGAAUAUAAGGCGACACCGAUUUCCUGUGCAUCUUUCAAUGCUACGUCAUCAAUAGCUAUUAUACCAAAACUUGCUAAUAUUUAGCCAUGAGCUAUAGCGUGUUGUGCGUAUAUUCUAUAGCCGCGCAACGUAUUUAAACGAAUUAUUAAACUAUUGUUAUUGUCUGUGAGUAAUUGAUCAUUUUCCUCACCAGAGUGCACUAGCAUUUAUCUAUAGGCCGAUUUUUAUGAACGUUAUAACAUGUGAUUAUGUGAGGUGACUAUGAAAAAAACAAAAAUAAUAUUGGUAGUGGUCAGUGGACAUGAUACACAAUACAAUCAGGCAUGAACACGUCCAAAUGUCGAACAUUAGUAAUUAAUAUCAUGACUCAUAUCGUAUUAAAGAUUAAAACGAUUUGAUCAACAAUAAUAGUUUUAUCAAUAUUGUGAGUGCAAUCUAAUCUCAUGUCAAUUGUACAUUAGGUGUAAUACAAUAAGUACUACGAGUUAAUAAGUAAUAACAGUCAAUUGAGUCAACAGGUAUUAACUAUCAACAAGUAACAUUUAAAAUUUAUAAGUGUAAUUAUGAAUAAUCAACUUGGAACAAUAAUUUAGUAUAUCUACUAGGUACUUUAUUUUGAGUACUGUCAUACGUCCAUCGAAUUUAUUCAACUAAAUUGCUCAGUCACAAUGGAAAAAUAUCACAGAAAAUUGAUUGAUGAUUGUAUGUCAGAUUUAGUAUAUGUUACUUUUAACAUUAGGGGUAUCGUAGAUAAUCUAUUAGAAAACACAAUAAUCAAUGAAUGGAUGAAAGAAUAUAUCUUGAAAGAUGAUGGAGAAUCAGACAGCUAUACAAAAUUGUACGAAUUAAUUCAAGGGCGGGGGCCUCAUGCAUUUACAGCUCUAUGUAAAGUGUUAGAAAAAACAAACAAUCUAAAAGCUCGUGACAUUUUAACAUCAUAUGGAACAAGAAAUGUAAAAGAACAAUUGGACAAAUCAUUUGAAAAAACCAUCGUGGAACAUGAUGACUCAUAUGUCAAAAUUCAUCCUGAACGCAAACGCAUGGAUAAUGAUGAAGACAAUUUAAAUCCUCUUGCUUAUCCAAUGGGAUCAAAUCCUAAGGGUCAUGCAUUGAUUUUAAAUAUUAAUAAUGUAAAAGACAGAGAUGAAAGAAAAGGAUCAAAAGUUGACUUAGAAAACUUAAAGAAAUUAUUUAAAGGUCUUGGUUAUAUUGUUCACCCUAAAGAAGAUUUAACUGAAAUGGAAAUUAAAAAUGUCAUUAAAGAAUUCAUUGAUAUAUGUCAUACUGAAAAAGCUAACUCUAUUGUUGUUUUUAUUAUGAGUCACGGUGAAGCUGGAAAAGAUUCAAGAUCAGUAAAUAUAUUAGCUGCAGAUGGCAUUGUAAUAAAUACUGACUGGAUAAUUGAUCAAUUUGUACCAAAUAAAAAAACAGCCAGAAAUAUACCAAAGUUAUUUUUCAUCCAAGCUUGUCGAGGAAAGAUGAGUGAUUUUGGUUGGGAAUACUGCGAUGGUGAAAAUAAUGUUUUACAAAAUGACAGUUCCAAUAUUUCCUCAACCGGAAAUAUUAUUCACAAUCGACGUUAUAAAGAUAUAUUUAUAGCAUUUGCCACUGUUCCUGGGCAUACUGCAAAACGUGAUCCAAUAGAUGGGUCAUGGUUUGUACAAAAACUGUGUGAAGUAAUUCGUAACAAUGCUUAUAAUAAGGAUUUGGCUUCAAUGAUGCUAAUUGUGGAUAGUGAAGUAGAAAAACUUAGUAGCACCCUUUAUGGAUAUCAGACAUUAGAAUGGUCAAGUAGAGGUUUCAACAAAAGGUUUUUCUUUAAUCCAGGACUAUAUGACGAUAAUUCAGAUCAUGAUUCUUCAAUAACUACUUCAACCAAUCCUACUGAUGUUUAAAGCAGGAUAUAAUUUUUAAAUUAUUAUUGAGUUAAAUUCAUGACUUAUGUUAAGACUGCAAUUUUUUAUAUUUUUAUACAAAUUUUUUAUGAUGUUUUACUUUUAACAUUUUUAAUUGUACUGAG
This is a messenger RNA of Melanaphis sacchari, 2181 nucleotides long. RefSeq names its product caspase-1-like. Lineage: Eukaryota; Metazoa; Arthropoda; Insecta; Hemiptera; Aphididae. Gene Ontology annotation, biological process: proteolysis; regulation of apoptotic process. The transcript has 9 exons. Gene Ontology annotation, molecular function: cysteine-type endopeptidase activity. The record is from RefSeq and is a predicted model, not a curated record. Bases 830 to 2056 code for a protein of 408 amino acids.